AUGUACUGUGCCGGUCUCCUAGGAAGUGCCCUCUCCAAUUCAUACGGCACACUCCUUGGCUUCCGAAUGCUCCAUGCUUUUGCCUCUUCUGUCUGCGAGGCUCUUCCCGCGCAGGUUGUCGCAGAUGUCUUCUUUCUCCACGAGCGUGGCAAAGCCCUUGGAUGGUAUACCUGUAAGCCACUGACCCACUACCCUGGUCAAACCCUACUGAUCAAGAUCUCAGUUGCGCUUACGACUGGCACUCUGUCUGCUGUCGCCGCCAGCUAUAUGCUUGCGGGGGGCCACUCCUACAACCUCUUCUUCUGGGUUGAGUUUGUGGUCGGUUGUGCCUUGCUGCUUGCUGUUUUCUUUCUCUUUGAAGAAACCAUGUUCUUCAGGGAUAGCCAGAUCCCUGGCGUUUCACUGAACGCUGAUGGUUCGGCUGGACGUCAAAAAGGCGAGGAGCAGCAGACUACCGAGGAGAUCGAGAUCCAGGCAACGCCGCGAACCUACGUUCGUGACAGUUACUGGCAACAACUCAAGUUUGUUAGGAGAACAGAUCCAAACUCUCCGAUUUUCAUGAUGAUGAUUCGAUCGUUCACAUAUUUUGUGGUUCCACCGGUCUUCUGGGUCUGCACAACCUAUGGAAUAAUCAUUGGCCUGGCAGCCCUAGCUUUCACUGCAACAUUCCCCGGUAUUGUAGCGGCUCCGCCUUAUUCCUGGCCAAUUGAAAACACAGGACUUGUAGCCGUUGCAGCAUUUAUUGGCUACCUCGCUGCCGCUGGGCCAUUCAGUUCGCUCCCCGAUCGAUUCUCCGCCAGAUUAGCCAAGAAGAACAACAACAUCUACGAAGCUGAGCAUCGUCUCUGGUGUCUCGUCGUGGUGAUUUUUGUAUCUCCCGCAUCUCUGAUCCUAUACGGAUACUCAGCCGAGAAACAGCUUCACUGGUUCGGUUUAGUCUUCGCAGUUGGGCUCUUCCAAUUUGGGGCCUUCUUCUUCUUGACGUAUACACUAGCGUAUGCAAUGGACUCGUAUGAAGCAAAUGUACCAGAGAUGUUGAUUGCGAUGAAUAUUGGCAAGCAAGCGAUCUCUUUUGGGUUUGGAUAUGAGGUCAUCAACUGGAUCAUGAAAGAUGGGUAUGUGACGGUAUUUGCGGGAAUAUUCUGCAGUGUUUUGUUGGUUAAUAACCUUGCCGUCUUUGUCUUUUUGGUCUUUGGAAAGCGUCUUAGAGCAUGGUAUCCGCGAACUCGUCUGGCCAAGAUUCACAAGGGAAGCAUCCAUUGA
Molecule: messenger RNA, 1263 nt
Organism: Fusarium musae
Lineage: Eukaryota; Fungi; Ascomycota; Sordariomycetes; Hypocreales; Nectriaceae
Exons: 6
Coding region: 1-1263 (420 amino acids)
Biological process (GO): transmembrane transport
Molecular function (GO): transmembrane transporter activity
Source: RefSeq, a predicted model, not a curated record